AUGACUGAGAACCUUCCUCCUGAAGUCGUUAAAAUCCAAGAGAGAGUAUAUCCAACUCUCUUGAAGGGACUCACAAUUGUUUGCAAGAACAAACCAGAAGAUCCAAUCCGCGAACUUGCAAAAUGGCUUAUUGAAAAUAACCCAUACCGCCCAAGAAACAGCGCUCCACCAACAAGACCCAUGACUGCGACAGAGUAA
Molecule: messenger RNA, 198 nt
Organism: Trichomonas vaginalis G3
Lineage: Eukaryota; Parabasalia; Trichomonadida; Trichomonadidae
Product: Dpy-30 motif-containing protein
Exons: 1
Coding region: 1-198 (65 amino acids)
Source: RefSeq, a predicted model, not a curated record